Messenger RNA from Homalodisca vitripennis (glassy-winged sharpshooter), 1708 nucleotides. RefSeq names its product dehydrogenase/reductase SDR family member 7-like. Gene Ontology annotation, molecular function: oxidoreductase activity. Lineage: Eukaryota; Metazoa; Arthropoda; Insecta; Hemiptera; Cicadellidae. The record is from RefSeq and is a predicted model, not a curated record.
GAGACUGAAAGUCGAGGGUUAAGUUUGGCGUUGUAUAUAAGCAAUGUUAACCACGAGAAAAUUGAUUUACUAUUCCUUGAAUUAUUAAAAUUUACUGUUGAAAUCGAAACUAAAGAAUUGUAAUUUUCUGUGUCAGUGCUAUUGUACUUGUAUAUCAAUUCCAAUUCAGUGACGUCUGAUUCUAGUUAAAGAUAACGGUAAUAACAACUUUUUCUGAUAAGAUUAGGUAUCUUAUCGUUGAAACACAUAAUUAUCCUCACUAUUGUACAUUUUCAAACUUUCCAUCCUCACUUAGUUUUUUAUUAAUAUUAUUUUCAUGUGAAAUAAAUAACAAACAAAAUGGAUUGUUUUACUCUGGUUGGACUUUUUGUUAUACUGUAUCUGUUUGUGUAUCUACUUGUUUUUAUCAAUAGCAGACUGCGAUUUUGGAAUGGUGUUAGCAGAAAAAUUUGGUAAAAAAAUAGGAGUUUUACGAGGGAAAGUGAUAUGGAUAACUGGAGCAUCAAGUGGUAUUGGAGCAAGUUUGGCCGAGGUACUGGCAGCAAAUGGUGCCAAAUUAGUCAUUUCUGCAAGGAAUGCUGGAAACUUAAGCAAGGUUAAGCAGAAAUGUAUAGCUGCUGGUUUACCAGCCACGGAUGUGCUCAUACUCCCUAUGGAUGUCUUGGAGAUUCAGAAACAUGAACAGUACUUUCAACAAGUUAUUGCUCAUUAUGGACAGCUGGACAUCCUGGUAAACAAUGCAGGACGAUCACAGCGUGCUCUCUGGGAGGACAUUGACAUUGCUGUUGACAAGGAGAUAUUCAAGCUGAACGUGUUCAGUGUAGUGUCUCUGGCUCGACUAGCUGUGCGCUACUUCAAUGAGAAAGGUGGAGGUCACCUAGUCACCAUGUCCAGUCUAGCUGGGGUUGUCGGGGCUCCCUACUCUGGUUCCUACACGGCUACCAAACACGCAAUUAUGGGAUACUUUGACAGCUUGCGGUAUGAAAGGAUAAGUCAGAGUGGGGGGGGACAGUUAGCCAUCACUCUUCUGUGUCCAGGACCUGUCUUUAGUAAUGUCCUCAGUGAGAGCUUCACAGAGACAGCAGGCCAGAAGUUCAUGCAGCACCAGGAUCCCACGGAUAAACGUAUGACGACCGAACGUUGUGCCAAGUUGUGUGCUGUGGCCAUUGCCAACCGGUUGGAUGAGGCUUGGAUGGGGCUAUUUCCAGUAGUGCCUCUCUGCUAUGUUCUACGUUAUUAUCCCAAUAUUGCGAGAAGGUUAAUACAAAUACUUAACACCAAUUUUUUUCAGAAGAUAAGGGAUAGUAAAGUUACUGUUCCUGACAAACCAAAAACAAGUUAACCGAGUGAAGGUGAUGAAAAUAACAAGGUUUGGGGCAGUUCCAGAAACUGAGAGACAGUCGAGUCACUGUUCAAGUCCAGAGAUAGUCUACUACACCAAUUGUGUUUUAUAUUUAUUUAUUAACUUAUUAAUCUUUUUACAUAUACAGUUGUUUUUGGCACAAUUACAAAUUAUUUUAAACCAAUUAGUCAUAAAUUCUUUAAAAUAACAUUAUAGUUUAUUUACCCAUUUCUUUCAUUCAGACUGUACCAACUGAAUUAUUUUAACUGUUUGGCCACAUAUCCUGAAAUUGUGUAAAAUACAUGGCCUUUAGCUAAGGUACUCUUAAAACCUACAUAUUAGUAAAAUAAAAACUUUUCAGAGCCA